CCUUUUCUCUCAGCCUCUCACCCUUGAAUAGCUGCCAAAUGGCUUGGUUUAUAUGGCCUUGUAAAGUCCAGCUCCGUGCAGAGACAGCUGAGGUGGUGUGAAAGGCAGUUGUGGCCACACGGGCGGAUUAAAGAUGGAUUGCUGCAAAACUGCGCACCAGCUUCCUUACCAUGCCGCCAUCCCAGGAGGGCUGUACCCAUCCAAGGUCAUUACUGUGUCAGGCAUUGUCCUGGAAAAUGCUCAGAGGUUCAGCAUCAACCUGUGCACCGAGAGUGACAUAGCCUUCCACCUGAACCCUCGUUUUGAUGAAAAUACCGUGGUCCGAAACACUCAGAUCCAGGGCAGCUGGGGGUCAGAGGAACGAUGGCUGCCCUUCAAUAUGACCUUCAGACGAGGAUACAGCUUCAAGGUGGAGAUCAUAUGCCAAGCCCACUGCUACAUGGUGUUUGUGGACGGCCAACAUCUGCUGGAAUAUGCCCACCGCCUGAAGGACCUGUCAGCCAUCAGUCACCUGGAGGUGGAAGGCGAUCUCGAGCUUACUACAGUGAAUGUCUAGGUGGGCUCCCUGGCCUGGUGCACCACUGUCUGCAUCUCCUCUGGCUCCUCCUCCAUGCCCCGCACUGGCUUCUGGAGCCCUGACCUCUGAGCAAAGCGCCAGCUCCACUCCUCCUCGCCCUGAGGUGGUCCGAGCCUGCUGAGCCCCCAGCAAAGCCCCACACUGCAUGCAGCCAUCAAUCUGCUCCCAUCCUCUGUGCAACCCCACUUGAGUCCCAAGACACAGCUGUGCACUGCAGUAACAAGGAGACCUGCAGGGCCCUCCCGAUCCUGUGACCUUAACCUCUGUCCUUGGCUGUGCACCCCACUGCCCCCCAACCCCUCUGGGAAGGCUGCUCUGGUGACAUCCCGCUGCCUUGCACCAACUGACCAGAACUUUCUCAGAGAGGGCUCUUCCUUUCCCUGGCAUCCUUAAAAUAAAGAAAACGCUGCACUCCUGGCACA
Messenger RNA from Chinchilla lanigera (long-tailed chinchilla), 999 nucleotides. RefSeq names its product galectin-5-like. The transcript has 4 exons. Gene Ontology annotation, molecular function: galactoside binding; carbohydrate binding. The record is from RefSeq and is a predicted model, not a curated record. Bases 134 to 556 code for a protein of 140 amino acids. Gene Ontology annotation, biological process: negative regulation of CD4-positive, alpha-beta T cell proliferation; negative regulation of type II interferon production; positive regulation of gene expression. Gene Ontology annotation, cellular component: cytosol; nucleus. NCBI's taxonomy places the organism in Eukaryota, Metazoa, Chordata, Mammalia, Rodentia, Chinchillidae.